Messenger RNA from Adineta steineri, 957 nucleotides. Lineage: Eukaryota; Metazoa; Rotifera; Eurotatoria; Adinetida; Adinetidae. The record is from the annotation of a GenBank genome assembly.
AUGCAGUACUUUGUCGACAAGGGUGUAUCGUCAGAUGCAGCCCAAGCAUGUGCUUUUGCAAUUUGUUUUUAUACAGGCUCAAAUAGUGGAACGAUCAAUCGUGGUGCAUCGACAAUGGCUCGCCGAGGAAACGGUGAGGCGACUAGCAUAUUAGAGGAUACGGAAGCAGAUCACGCUAGUAUCAUCAUGUACUAUCUCAUCUUGGGUUUAUCGCAUAUCGACUUUUAUUGGGGUACCGUCACACGUGCGGUUAAUAUGCAUGGUGAAGAACUAGAUCAAUACUUCGAAGGUGCUCUUGUUACCUGGAUUCAGUUCAGCAGUUGCAUGAAAGGUGAUCAACCGGCAAAGCAUUUCGCUAAACGUAAUACUGUCUUUACUAUUUUUUCACUUACUGGUCGUAGAAUUCAAGAGUUUUCUAACUUUCCUGACGAAGAUGAAGUUCUUUUUAUGCCUCAUUCGUCUUUUCUAGUUACUCAUGUGAAGAGAGACAACUAUCAAAAUCGUAUUUUCAUGCGCCAAAUUGAGCUUGGAUUAUGUCAACAUUCAGUUAUGUGGGUCGAUGAUAAUAUUUUUGACACAACCUGGGGAAAUAAGGUGCAAAUGGAAAAGGCUGGUACACUUGGAGGUGAAGUAAGUGUACAUUUCAUUCCUAAAGUCAAUACUCAAGCGGCUCUCAUCUUUCUCAAAUCAGCAUUUGGACAACGACUAAAGGGGAAACCGAACUUUCGCAUCGUUACAGACAUGCAUCGUGACAAUGAAUCUCCAUCGGAAAAUGCUGGUGCACGGUUUCUUCUUGAAGUUCGUAAGCUAGGAUUUGAUUGUCCAUGCCUUGUUUUCACUGGUAGAAAGCAAGAAUCAAAGGAGCAGCUUGCAAAGAUACUGGAUCCAGACCAACAGGAAAAUAUUCAGGUAGCCACCUCAACUGCAAACUUGGAGAAAUUUAUCAGUUUUGAAUGA